This is a messenger RNA of Lactuca saligna, 1312 nucleotides long. The record is from the annotation of a GenBank genome assembly. Lineage: Eukaryota; Viridiplantae; Streptophyta; Magnoliopsida; Asterales; Asteraceae.
GUUUCUUGUUAUUUGCUUUUCUCCGUGUUGUACUUCUAGCCCCCGACUAGCUUUCUCUUCAAUGCUUUAAAAAUAAAUAAAUAAAAAAUUGACGGUGAAGUAAUAAUAUUAAACACGCACUCUCAACAUAAAAAAUAUCGAGAACAAAAUUUAAAACCACCGCAGUCCACUCACCUGUAGCACUUAAGUCAACUCGCCUCUCGAGAAAGUGAGGAAGAGAGAUCGAUCGUAAUGGCCGCAGAGAAAGGAAGAGUUGUGUGUGUAACAGGCGCAGGAGGGUUUGUAGGAUCGUGGUUAGUGAAGCACCUGCUCUCUAAGAACUUCACUGUUCAUGGCACCGUUAGAAACCCUCAGGAUGAGAAAAAUGCUCAUUUGAAGAGCCUCGAGAACGCAUCCGAGAAUCUGAAGCUUUUCAAAGCAGACCUUCUUGACUACAAGUCUCUCACCGCUGCCAUUGCUGGAUGCAAUGGCGUGUUCCAUACUGCAAGUCCAGUUCCAUCUAGUUCUGUUCCAAACCCUGAGGUAGAACUGAUUGAGCCUGCUGUGAAAGCUGCUAUUGCUGUCCUACCUAACAAACCCACGGAUCGACCCAUGGAUGAGACCUUUUGGUCCGACCCGGAAUUCUGCAGAUCAAAUAAUGAUUGGUAUUGUCUUUCUAAGACACAAGCAGAAAGUGAAGCUUUUGAAUUCUCAAAAAGAAACGGAAUCAAUUUGUUAUCAGUGUGCCCAACUCUUAUUAUAGGGCCAAUGCUGCAACACACCAUGAAUGCUAGUAGCUUGGUUCUUAUUAAGCUUCUUAAAGAAGGAUAUGAAGAACUAGAGAACAGGCUACGUAUGAUUGUAGAUGGCAAAAGAAUUGGUGCAAAUGCUGAAGAAAUUGUAUCCUGCUUACAAGUUUCCAAACAAAUUUACGGAUCCAAAUGGGAUAUUUUCAGUAACAUCUGAGAAAUUACAGAGGCUUGGAUGGAGUUACAGACCACUUGAAGAAACACUUGUUGAUUCUGUCGAGAGUUACAAGAAAAGUGGUCUUUUGGGUGAGGAAUAGAAUGUCGAAUUCUACAGAGUUUGAUCUUUUUAAAAAAAUUUCCCAUCUUUUCACUUUUUUAUGUGUUUUUGAAUUUUGAUAUGUAAAAAGGUGAAAAUAGUGUUGCUGAAUAAAUCUUUAAGACUUGAACAGUUUAUUAUAAUUAAUAAAAACACAACUAAUGAGGAAACGUUAUCUUUUUUGGAUGUUGGUUUUAUUGCAUGUAGAAAAAGGUGAUGUGAUUUGCUUCAUUUUAUUGUGAUAAUGUUAUUUAUUAUGCGUUUUACU